AUGACGGUUUGUACGUGUCGUUGCUUAUUCAGUGUGGAUAAUCGAGUGGGCACACGAGGAAGUACUUAUCGAGUCAUAGGUUGCCAAAAUCGUGGUGCCGGCCGUCUUCACGUCAACCUUCAUUUGCUUAUUCCUACUGUACCUAAUGCUCAUAAUAUGGCGGGAUUGGAAGAAGGUAGAACAGAAUACGUGUAUGUUAGUGCGGUGGAGCCAUCACGGCUUGCUUUAGACGUUUUAUCCGAUGAGUUACCUGCAGUACUUGGUAAAAUAUCAUUCCCGAAGUCGAUGCGGUGGAACUCUGAGGUGAUGUUCAGCAGACCUGUUCGAUGGAUAUUGGCGUUGCAUGGAGAUGUUGUUGUACCCUUUACAUUUGCUGGUGUUAUGAGUGGUAAUGUUACUCACGGGCUAAGGAACACUUCGUCAGCCACUAUUGAGGAAAAGCUGGGAACAAUGCUGGACAAGAUGACACGUGUCCAGAGUCUGGUUACUAAAGUAGGAUCGAAACUGGGAAUGACUGAAGACAUCCUCAAGGUCAUUGAGGAGGCUGCAUCAUUAGUCAUGUCAGAUCUUUCAUCUGCAGUUGUUACCGAAUUUACUUCCCUUGCUGGGGUAAUGGGCCGUCACUAUGCCCUAAGAGAUGGCUACUCUGAGCUGGAGACAUGCUUCCGAAAAACUGAUGCUGGAACAGUAUUGGCAAUAUCUUACAGGUCGGAAAGCCUUGUCGGGUUGUUUUCUGCUGGUUGUCAGCCAAGCUCCGCAAAUGAUCCGUUCGGCCUGCGAAGAAUCUCAUAUGGUCUGGUGCAAUUGUUAGUAGACACCAAUAGGAAUUUGGAGGUGAGGUAUGCUUUGGAGCUUGCUGCUGCUGUUCAGCCCAUAAAAGUAGAAUCAGAAACAAUAGAUGAUGCACAUCAAUUUGUAACAAGAAGACUUGAGCAGCUUUUGAUGGACAAAGGAGUAAGUCCAGAAGUUGUUCGCGCUGUUCUUGCAGAGCGUGUAAAUUUGCCUUGUCUUGCUGCCAAGUCUGCAUAUAAAAUAAGUGAUGAUGAAACUCUUCUUUUAUUUUUCAAUUUUCUGCCCAUGCCGCCCCAUGUAGGCUAA
Messenger RNA from Striga hermonthica, 1098 nucleotides. NCBI's taxonomy places the organism in Eukaryota, Viridiplantae, Streptophyta, Magnoliopsida, Lamiales, Orobanchaceae. The record is from the annotation of a GenBank genome assembly.